UUCCCCCUGGUUGCUCCGGCUCCUGCCAGGCGGAAGUUGGAACGAGCAGUUCAAGUUCAAGCCUUGUUUCUGUGCAUGAUUUUUCCUCAGGAACCGGCCAGGAAGGAGCUCCAGAGAUGGCCCAGGAUUCCCAGUGCCAGAAUUCCCACCUCUAUUACUACAGCAUCAAAUUUGCCCUCUCCACCUACUCCACGCUCUUCUCGAUCCUGGGCCUGGUGAUCCUGUGCAUUGGGAUUUAUGCUGAGGUGGAGAGGCAGAAGCACAAGACCCUGGAAGGGAUUUUCCUGGCUCCAGCUGUGAUCCUGCUUCUGCUGGGAGUCACCAUGUUCGUGGUGUCCUUUGUGGGAAUGGUGGGGAGCCUCCGGGACAACCGGACACUGCUGAAGACGUUCUUCUGGGUCCUCCUGGUGAUCUUCCUCACAGAGCUGCUGCUGCUGUUCAUCGAAAUCAUCUUUGAGAACAAGAUGAACGAGGUUUUCCACUCCAACAUCCAGGAGGGCAUCAGGCACUACUACGAUGACCUGGACUUCAAGAACAUCCUGGAUUUUGUGCAGCAAAAGUGGUUUGCUGCUACAAGGGGAAGAGCAAAGUCUGAUUUGAACUUCAAAGAGCUGCCAGAGCUUCAGUUCUUGCCCAAAACUCAAAGUAAAGCUCAGAGAGUGACACAGGUGGGAUUAAAAACAGAGGAAUUAGAGGCCCCUGGGGAGGUCGUGAACACCCUCUGUGGGUACAGGACACUCGACAAAGAGCGCUUGGAGCUGCUCAGCAUCAUCCAUGUCCGGGGUUGUAUCCACGCUGUGGGGCUCUGGCUCAAGGACAACUUCGAGGCCACUUUGGGCAUUGUUUGCUCCCUGCUGCUCCCACAGGUGGUGGGGCUGGUGAUGGCCUGGCUCUACUGGCAGAAGCUCAAUGAGAUCUACUCCAAGCUGGACACCGUGGACUUCAGGAUCCUGGAGCUGCGGGAUCUCAGCUUCGGGGCUGUGGAUCUGAGCGGCGCCGGCUGGUGCUGGUGCCUGCCCAGGGAAGGGGGGUACAUCCCUGUCAACCCUGGGGACGAGGAGGAAGAGGAGCAGGAGGGAGGCAGCACAUCCCGCAGCAAAGUGUGAGGAGCUGGAGGACUCAGAAAGCUCCGGGGGAGGCAGCGGGUGUCGAGCGUGGAAAUGACGCGAUUUAUCUUCUCAGGUUCUGGAGGUGCUCUGGGGAGAACGGAGCACUGGAAGGUUCAAAAACCUACCAUGUGGGCACAGGAGCUCCCCAGGGUCCUCCUGCUUGGCCUUUUGAAGUGUUUGUGCAGCUCCUGCUUGGGGU
Messenger RNA from Manacus vitellinus (golden-collared manakin), 1308 nucleotides. Its product is annotated as tetraspanin-15-like. The record is from RefSeq and is a predicted model, not a curated record. The transcript has 9 exons. NCBI's taxonomy places the organism in Eukaryota, Metazoa, Chordata, Aves, Passeriformes, Pipridae. Bases 117 to 1106 code for a protein of 329 amino acids. Gene Ontology annotation, cellular component: membrane.